CGCUCAGUGUGGAAGAAGUAGCUGCACAGCCUGCGCUGAUAGAGACAGUUUACCUUCGCUGCUUCUCCUGCCUUUUGUCUCAGGAGCUGAAGACUCACCACCGGUAGAAGUAUCUCAAAAUGAAACGAGUCUGGGUGUUAGGGCUUGUUUUCGCACUUCUAGCCUUCGCUGCUGUACGGGCUGAGGAUGAGGUGGAUGUGGAUGGCACAGUGGAGGAGGACCUCGGGAAGAGCAGGGAUGGAUCCAGAACAGAUGACGAGGUGGUGCAGAGGGAGGAGGAGGCUAUCCAGCUGGAUGGUUUGAAUGCUGCUCAGAUUAAGGAACUCAGGGAAAAGUCUGAAAAACACGCAUUUCAGGCAGAAGUCAAUCGUAUGAUGAAGCUAAUUAUCAACUCUCUUUACAAGAACAAGGAGAUCUUCCUCAGGGAGUUGAUCUCCAACGCCUCGGAUGCUCUGGAUAAGAUCCGGCUGUUGUCGCUUACUGAUGACACUGCUUUGGCAGCCAAUGAAGAGCUGACCAUCAAAAUUAAAUCUGAUAAAGAAAAGAACAUGCUCCACAUCACUGACACUGGUAUUGGAAUGACCAAAGAGGAGUUGGUGAAGAACUUGGGAACCAUCGCCAAGUCGGGCACCAGCGAGUUCCUCAAUAAGAUGACAGAGAUGCAGUCUGAGGGACAGUCUACGUCCGAGCUGAUUGGCCAGUUCGGUGUGGGUUUCUACUCCGCUUUCCUCGUUGCUGACAAAGUCAUUGUGACGUCCAAGCACAACAACGACACUCAGCACAUCUGGGAGUCGGAUUCAAACCAGUUCUCGGUCAUCGAGGACCCACGUGGGGACACUCUGGGAAGAGGAACAACCAUCACGCUGGUCCUGAAGGAGGAAGCCUCUGACUUCCUGGAGCUGGAAACCAUCAAGAAUCUUGUUAGGAAGUAUUCCCAGUUCAUCAACUUCCCCAUCUACGUUUGGACUAGCAAGACUGAGACGGUCGAAGAGCCCAUCGAGGAAGAUGCUGAAGCAGAGGAACCAGAGAAGGAGGCCACUGAAGAUGAGGCUGAAGUAGAGGAAGAGGAGGAGGAUAAAGACAAACCAAAGACAAAGAAGGUUGAGAAGACAGUUUGGGAUUGGGAACUGAUGAAUGACAUCAAGCCAAUCUGGCAGAGACCAGCCAAGGAGGUCGAGGAGGAUGAAUACAAGGCCUUCUACAAGACCUUCUCAAAGGACACUGAUGACCCCCUGGCACACAUCCACUUCACAGCAGAAGGUGAAGUUACCUUCAAGUCCAUCCUCUUCGUCCCCACGGCGGCUCCACGUGGCCUCUUUGACGAGUAUGGCUCAAAAAAGAACGACUACAUCAAGCUGUUUGUCAGGAGAGUUUUCAUCACAGACGACUUCAACGACAUGAUGCCCAAGUACCUAAACUUCAUCAAGGGAGUGGUCGACUCUGAUGACCUUCCUCUAAACGUGUCCAGAGAAACUCUGCAGCAACACAAACUGUUGAAGGUCAUCCGCAAGAAGCUGGUCCGUAAGACUUUGGACAUGAUCAAGAAGAUUGCAGAUGAUCAGUACAACGAAAAGUUCUGGAAGGAGUUCGGAACCAACAUCAAACUAGGCGUGAUCGAGGAUCACUCCAACAGAACCCGUCUGGCCAAACUGCUCCGCUUCCAGACCUCCAACAGCGAAACCGUCCUGUCCAGUCUGGAGCAGUAUGUGGAGCGCAUGAAGGAGAAGCAGGAUAAGAUCUACUUCAUGGCUGGUACCAGCAGAAAGGAGGCGGAGUCUUCCCCCUUUGUCGAGAGGCUGCUGAAGAAAGGCUAUGAGGUUAUUUACCUGACGGAGCCUGUGGAUGAGUACUGCAUCCAGGCUCUGCCCGAGUUUGAUGGAAAACGCUUCCAGAACGUGGCCAAAGAGGGGGUGAAGUUCGAGGAAAGUGAGAAGGCCAAAGAGAAGAGGGAGGCCCUGGAGAAGGAGUUUGAGCCUCUCACUACUUGGCUAAAGGACAAGGCUCUGAAGGACAAGAUUGAAAAGGCCGUUCUCUCCCAGAGGUUGACCAACUCACCCUGUGCUCUGGUUGCCAGUCAGUACGGCUGGUCUGGAAACAUGGAGAGGAUCAUGAAGGCACAGGCUUAUCAGACAGGAAAAGAUAUUUCCACAAAUUAUUAUGCCAGCCAGAAGAAAACCCUGGAAAUCAAUCCCAAACAUCCCCUCGUUAAGCAGAUGCUCAGCAGAGUCAAUGCUGAUGCUGAGGACCAGACGGCAUCAGAUCUUGCAGUGGUUCUGUUUGAAACGGCUACACUGCGCUCAGGAUACCAGCUGGCUGACACUAAAGCCUAUGGAGACAGAAUAGAGCGCAUGCUCCGACUCAGCAUGAAUGUUCCCCUGGACGAACAGGUUGAAGAGGAACCUGAGGAAGAGCCAGAGGAACCAGCAGAUGAAGGAUCUGAAGAUAAAGAAGAGGAAGAAAUUGUAGAUGAUGAUGAAGAUGAAACGGGACAGUCGAAGGAUGAACUGUGAAGCACUGAACAGGAGGGAGUGUGACAAUGGAACUGGGAAUCGGACUGUUUCUUGUUCCAGUGCCACUGUGGUGGUUAUCCUGGGGGAGGGGGAGGGGGUCCUGGGGAAUGGGUUUUUUAUCAAGACCAUUGUUUGUUUUUUGGUGUUUUUGUUUUCUUUUUUUUACAUUCCUCAUGACUGUAAAUUUGUUAAUAUUUAACUGAGCUGUUUAUGGAAAGAUACAAUUCCGUCUUAUU
This is a messenger RNA of Cyprinodon variegatus (sheepshead minnow), 2746 nucleotides long. RefSeq names its product heat shock protein 90kDa beta family member 1 (gene hsp90b1). Lineage: Eukaryota; Metazoa; Chordata; Actinopteri; Cyprinodontiformes; Cyprinodontidae. The transcript is spliced from 18 exons. Gene Ontology annotation, molecular function: ATP-dependent protein folding chaperone; ATP hydrolysis activity; ATP binding. Gene Ontology annotation, biological process: protein folding. The record is from RefSeq and is a predicted model, not a curated record. Bases 120 to 2510 code for a protein of 796 amino acids.